CAUGCUUUUGAGGCGUUUGUGGAACAUUUGGCUUUCCAUAGCGCAACAAACACAAAGACUCCGGCACGCGCCACUUCGGUUCAGGCGCAAAAAGAGCAAAAACGAGAGAGAGAGAGUGAGAGAGAGAGUGAGAGAGAGAGAGAGAGAAGACAGAACAGAAAUUACACUCGAUACUAUCCUGCCUGGAAGAACAGUCUUAUAUUUCAUUAGCCUAUAUAUUGCAUGAAUUCUUCAAACUUAUUUACGCAAUAAUUAUUAUGAUGAUGAUGAUGAUGAUGAUGAUUGUGGCUGGUCAGUGAGUCCAGAUGCGCAGUGAUGAGGAAUUAGUCUGAAUUAGUCUCAGAAGUUGUGACGUGACGUUCUGGGAAUAAACAUGGCACAAGGAAAAGUUUAAACGGGAAAAAAUCUGAGGUUUUGUGUCCGUAUGGACGGGAAAGCACCAUCGGAUCUUUACCCAAGGAUGCCGUGCUGGACUCCGUGAUCCCCUCAGAAAUAAAGAUCCAUAACUAUCUUUCUUUCUUUCUUUCUUUCUUUCUUUCUUUCAAUCAGUGUCAUUUUUCACUGGAUGCCAAGUGGAGCUACAGGAAUCUGGAUGUGAAAUAGUUCAAUAAAAGGGCGAUUAGAGAUGGAAAUGUCUCAUUUCUUUUAAACAACCGGAAUCACCGCACCUUCAUUCGGAUUUAUCAUGAUUUUAUUAAAUAUUCUGGCACUCCUGAUUGUAGCGGAUGAGGUGGUUGCUUUGGAGAAUGGUGAAUGGACAGCCCCCAUGGACUGUUUACGGGCGAGCGAGAUGUGUAACCAAAACGCUCAGUGCAGCUCACGUUUCCGUAUCAUGCGCCAGUGUCUGGUGGGCCGAGACCGCAGUGCCAUGCUAGAGAAUAAGGAGUGCCAGGCGGCACUGGAGGUCCUGCAGGACAGCCCACUGCACCACUGCCACUGCAAGAGGGGCAUGAAGAAGGAGCUGCAGUGCCUGCAGAGCUACUGGACCAUCCACAUGAGCCUCAACGAAGGAGAAGAACUUUACGAGACGUCCCCCUACGAGCCAAUGCAUUUCUCAGAUGAAUUCCGACUCGCUUCUAUUAUUUCAGCUAUGGACUCGGCCUCGUCUAAGGGUACCGUGUGUCCCGAGUCUAUGAAUUCGUGUAAUCCAUGUCUGGAUGCUACAAAGGCGUGUAACCUGAACGCGGUGUGUAAGCGUCAGCGCUCGGCCUACGUCACCGCGUGUAGCCGCUCUGUACCCAUCACACUCUCCGAGCCGUGCAGCCGUAAACGCUGCCACCGGGCACUGCGCCAGUUCUUUGAGCGCGUGCAGAACGAUCUCAGCUACCCACUGCUCUUCUGCUCGUGCAGGGACAAAGCGUGUGCUGAGCGACGACGCCAGACCAUCGUACCCACCUGCUCUUUUGAGGAAAAGGCGAAACCGAACUGCCUCGAGCUCCGGAGGAUCUGUCGAUCAGAUGCACUCUGCAGAUCCAGAUUGGCAGACUUCCACAUGAACUGCCAGACGACUCCGCACUCGAUAACGAGCUGUCCUAAUGACAACUACCAUGGCUGUCUCGUGUCCUACGUGGGGCUUAUAGGAUCAGAUGUGACCCCAAACUAUGUGGAUGCCAACCACGCCAACAUCACCAUAUCGCCAUGGUGCAGUUGCCGUGGCAGCGGUAACCAGGAGACAGAGUGUGAAGCUUUUCUGCGUGACUUCAGAGAGAACGCAUGUCUACGAAACGCAAUCCAGGCAUUUGGUUACGGAGCAGACGCUGGUUUCCUUCCGUUCACCGAAUCUCAUUCCGUCGUCCCAUCUGAAAAACCCAACCUUCACCCUGCCAUUAUAACUAAACCCGACAUCAUCAACAACGACGUCAAACAGGUCGAGAGUGCGUGCGUUUUCUCCACAUGCGCUAAUCUUAAGGACGGUGCAGAGAAGUGUUCUCCCUCCAGCAGUUUUGAAUGUGCAGAUGAGAACGUUCUGGACUCCAACAUGGACGGCUCCAUCGACUCCCACCAAUCCGAGAACGACAGACACUCAUCCGCGUAUCUGUCCAGCAUCUCCACGGCAACCAUCGUCCUGUCCAUCGUACUUGUCAUUCAGGUCGUGUAAAUAAAUCUCCGAGUCCACAAGGGCCAAAACAAUCAGCUGGACACCUCCAGUCCAAACACUGACAUUGAUCUCUGUCAUUCUCUCUAUCUCUAUCUCUCUCUCGCUCUUUCUCUUUCUGUGUGUCUCACAAGCCAUUUUUAACAAUUUUCGUCAAAAUGAAGAGAAGCAGCGACUGCAGAAUUGUAGUCCUACAGCACGGGAAGCAUCUCCGUGACUAUUAGCUUAGCAUCAUGGGCUAAUCAGGGGGAGUUUUGAGAAAAUUGGGAUUGAACAGCCAAAGGAAGUAAGAAUGCAAAAAAGCUUUUGUGAUGUACAGGUAUAUAAUCACAGGAGACCUUUCAUGGAUAAUUGAAACAGCAUGUGGCUGUCAGAUACAGACGCAUUUUCCAUAAUAAUGAGCUUCUUCUUUAUAAUUACAUCCAGCUGAGCAGCAAGUUCUGUAAAAUAAAUCUCCACACAGCUGUCUGAUAUGGCAGGACACAUGGUUCAUAUGUAAAACGCUUUUAAUUUACAGAUAAAGUCAGGUCCAACAGUAUGAGUUAGCAGAAAUGACUUUUUUUUAUCGAAUCAGUUGUCAAACACUAAGGCUAGUGGAUGACUAGAAAUAUGGAUGCUUCACCCCAGACCAUCUCUGAUUGGCUGACGCUUGGUCAUGUCAAAGUAUGUUACACUAAAAAUGGAAAUAAUAUGGAUAAUGGAGAUCAAUUUUCACACAAUGCCACGCCUCAGUUGGCAUGGCAUCUUCAGCACUGAGUUAUAAAUAAGGAAUAAAACAUGAUAGGGUGGCCGCUUUACGUCUUAGGCUGCAUCACACUCCUCUGUCAUUGAUUAUUUAUCCAUAACCGCAUGACCUGCAAUGCUUUCUUCCUCUCAUUCCACAGCCAUUUGUGCCUACAUUUAUGGUUCAUUUGUUACUAAUUAAAGAGCAACCCGUCAUGUUGUUAUCCGUUUACAGUUACAUUUAAUAUUAACUCCUGAUAUCCUUUAUGCUAUAACAAGUCUGGGAAGACAUUCCUUCAGAGAAUCUCCAGCGCUGAUUCUGGAGACUCCUCCGAAACAUGCAAAAUA
Messenger RNA from Ictalurus furcatus (blue catfish), 3166 nucleotides. RefSeq names its product GDNF family receptor alpha 2b (gene gfra2b). Gene Ontology annotation, molecular function: signaling receptor activity. Gene Ontology annotation, cellular component: signaling receptor complex; external side of plasma membrane. The record is from RefSeq and is a predicted model, not a curated record. NCBI's taxonomy places the organism in Eukaryota, Metazoa, Chordata, Actinopteri, Siluriformes, Ictaluridae. The transcript is spliced from 9 exons. Bases 686 to 2098 code for a protein of 470 amino acids. Gene Ontology annotation, biological process: nervous system development.